Molecule: messenger RNA, 5145 nt
Organism: Oikopleura dioica
Lineage: Eukaryota; Metazoa; Chordata; Appendicularia; Copelata; Oikopleuridae
Source: the annotation of a GenBank genome assembly
AUGAGUGACCAAAACUGUGUUCACAAUUUAAGCCUCGUCGGACUCAGUAGUUUGAGUACCAUCGCUAAGGAACUGCCAAUUCCUCGUCAAAAUGAUUCCAAAAAAGAUGAACAAAAGCCACUCUUCGACUCCAAGUCACUGGAACACUCGGACGCUGAGCUCGUCGGCGAAUUAACAGCUGCCCUCGAUAACGUACGAACUUCUUUCUCACUCAAGCCGACUAUACAUGAUGAACGCAAUUUUGAUGCCGUUCAAAACAUUCCUCUCUUGUCAAACGUCGUACAGACUGCCCCAAGACUACUAGGCAAGCGAUCCCAAUUCCAAACAUCUUCCCAUCACAGCUCAGCGAAAGAAGUGCGAGAUGACAAACUGGCUAAGAAAGAAAAGAAGGAGAAGCGCAAGAAACACAAAUCAAGGGACGAAGACAACGAGAGCGAGACGAAAGAAGAACGACGUGCGCGACGUGAGAAGCGCCGCGCAGAAAAACGGGCCCGGAAAGAAUAUGACCAGAAUAAUCAGGAAUUAAUGGAUGAAACAUCCAACUCUUCCAUUUCAUCCGCCUUCUCGGACCUGAAACGGCAAAGAAUGAGCGCUGAGCCUAUGGAUACAAGCAUACACAAAGAGACUAUUAUGGAGAACUUGCCGGAAGAUGCGAGUGCGUGCACUCUCAUCUUCGAUGACAAAACAAGAGCGCAAGUGUCUACCAUCAAAAGUAUAACCCUCCCAUCUGGCGACCAUGUCAAGAGCUUUCCCAGUCUACGCAUUGGUCAGAAAGUUGUGUCCAUUCACCCAACGAAAAAAACUCUUGCUUCCUGCACUGUUUGCCGAGAACUCCCCCGGUCGAAGGCAAGAUCGGACAGAGAAUGCAAGCCGUUUGUUGUAAGCCUGAAGAAGCUUGAUGAUGAUGAUGUCAAAAAAAUCAAAGCCAAAAUGGCGAAAAAGGAACGUGCAAAGCAGCGCGAGAUUGCUGAAAAGAAGGAAAAGUCACGCCACAAAGACCUAAUGCGUGCUUUCCACGAAAAAGUGACAGAUGAAGAAAUCCAUGCUCAUACCGAUCGCUUCAAAAUUUUGGUUGAUCGUGCACUUCAAGUUUACGCGAACGUCAAUAACGAUGUCGAAGAUGACGAACAAGAAGAAGCGCUCCUUCUGGACGAGAAUAAACUAAAGUCUAUCCUUAAGGAGGCCGCCAAGCUGAAAGAAAUCGACGCUUAUGGGGACAUAAAGAAGAAAAGACUCGCACGAAUGUGCCAGUUAAUGGAAGUAAACAUGCGUCGAGGUUGUCGACUUGCCUUACAUGUCGUCGACGACGCGGAACCAAAGCACAAUGGACUUGGCCGAGAAGAACGUCUUCAGGCGAUAAAUUGCGCUCUCGAGGCCGGUCUCUCUGUUAUGUAUGUUCUCACCGCGCCGAAAGUCUCUGGAUCUAUUUUGUCAGAUAACGUCAUCGAUAGAGUGAUCGAGCUGUGUCGAUUUCAGCUUCAAAACUCUAUCUACCCUGAAUUUGAUGUUGUGUACCGGCAGUCAGGCUACAAGAUCAAGACUGACAAGCAAAAACGAGCUUCUUCUAAAAAGUUACUCAACGAUCGGCUCUCUGCUAUAAGAUGCGCGACGAUCAUCUUCUCUAAGUAUCCCCAGCAUCGACAAAAUCUCGUCAUCGACAUUCUGAACUCGCUUGCUCGUCUUCCUACGUCUAAGCGAAACUUGCGAAAUUAUCGCUUGAGCCAUCUCAUGGAUGAUGAAGACGAUGAAAUUCCAUGCAUUCAAAUGCUCUCAGCGUUGGUCUUACAGCUUGUCCAGUCAGUCGCAAAGAUUCCAUCUCCAAUAGAGUCUGAUCACCGACAAACGAUGCUCCAAGCGGAACGCGAAAAUGAAGACAUUGAUGAAUUGCCGAUUUUAAGUUCUCUGGAACUUGCACAGCAAAUUUCCUCUAUGUUUUUAACAAUCUUCCUUGAAAAGAUUUCUUCAAGAAAAGAAGAAAUAGACUUCCGGCCGCUUUUUGAAAAUUUCAUUCAAGAUCUGCUAAGCACUGUCAAUAAGCCGGAAUGGCCUGCUGCAGAGACGAUUCUAUCCAUUCUGGGGCGCUUGCUUGUUCACAAUUUCAUGAAUAAAAAGGUUGAAAUAUCCUUGCGAACGGCGUCUCUUGAGUAUUUGGGAGUGGUCGCCGCACGAUUGAGGAAAGACGCUUUGACUAGCCAGUUAGAUGUGGCCGAGGUUCGGCCGUUAGUUGAAAUCGUCGAUCAUGGCGUUGUCGGUAUCGAAGGCGAACAAGAAAAGGAUCUACUCACACGACAACUGCAGACAAUUGUUAUUCAACAUCUCAAUUCCGGUCGCAAAAUCGACAGUGCUAUGGAGUUCAGUCUCAAUUACUCAAUAGCUACUUGGGUUCGAGAUAUCGCAGACAUGAAACACGAUGAAGACGUUGAAUCACUCGAAAGAAUCGGCUAUCGGCUGCUCAAUGAACAAGCUGUUCAAGUACGCACGAAAUCUCUCAAAUGUCUAACUGAAAUCGUUACUGUCGAUCCUGGCAUCCUUUCACAAGAGGCGAUUGCCAAAUCAAUUCGCUCGCGAAUGGAGGAUACUGCUACUUCUGUGCGUGAAGCCGCAAUCGACUUGAUCGGGAAAUUCGUGCUCACUCGCCCAGAAGUUGCCAAUCAUUAUUAUAAGAUGCUGACUGAACGAAUUCUUGAUACUGGUGUAUCCGUUCGAAAACGAGUUAUUAAAAUAUUGCGUGACUUGUGUCUCGAAGUCGAAGAUUUCCCAUACACUGCGAACGCUUGCGUCCGCAUGAUAAAACGCGUAAAUGACGACGAAGAAGGAAUAAAAAAACUUGUCUUGGAAGUAUUUUCAAAAUUGUGGUUCACUCCAGUUGACCAGGAUCAUCGCGAAUUCAAGGCAAAAGUUUCUGCAAAAGUAACAGUUGUGAUUGACGUAGUCGCGAGUUGCCCAGAUGUUGAGUGGCUACAGGAUUUGCUCAAGGGGCUGAUCAAGGGCAACAAUGCUGAUCUCUCGCGAGACGCCAUCGAAAGUUGCCGACAAAUUGCUGAUUGUGUGUCGAAUAUAGUUAAAGAAGAGAGUCUAGAGGAGAAAUCUCGGAUGGUUGCCUGCUUCACAACAAUGUUGCUGAUUGCAAAUGUAGAACCGACACUCAUUGUACCUUACGUGAAAAUUCUACAUCCUUAUCUUUCACGAAAACCGACGACUCAGAGAGAUAUUCAAAUCCUUACCAAAACCGAGAAGAUCCUGGAACUCUGCUUGCCACUCAUGUCGCAUCCGUCAAAAGAUUUCCUGAGUUCACUGGAAAUGGAUUUAAUGAAAAUAAUUAUGUUCUCGCACGAAGUGGUUGCUGAAGGCGCGAUCGCUUGCCUUGGUGCUCUUGUGAACAAAGUUUCCAAACGUUAUCAACUCGUCUGGGACAUCUUCAAGCGCUACUACUCAUUUGUCAAGAAGGUAGUCGACAGUGAUAACAUUGAAGAAGUCAUGGCUGGAUCAAAGAAGUGUCUUUUUCUGCGCUCAAUUCGAAUCAUUGGAUUUUUGCACAAAACUUUCGACUUCGACAAGAAAGAAAUAUCAGCCGGCUUGGAUAUAAAAAUAAAAGCAGAAACAUACGAAAAACUGCUUUCAUUAGUAACCAUCGAAAUGCUUGACCUUCAGAUGGCCGUUCUCUCCGCGUUAGGAAUGCUUAUGGUACAGGAACCCAGCUUUAUGCUUAUGGAUAUGACCAAGGCUCUCUAUGACGGAGUGCUGAAUUCCGAAAACGAGAAGCUCCGUCAUGUUGCCCUUCAAAACUUCGACAGCUAUCUGAAGGAAGAAGAUCGUCGAAUAACCGAGCGAGAACAACAACAGCUUAUGGAGAAAGAGAUCAAAGAAAAAGAGCGAAGCCGUAACCUUUCCUCCGAGAAGGAUAGCGAACAAAAAGAGGAAGUAAAAGAGGAGAAUAUUAAAGAAAUGGAGGAUGUAAGAUCCUCACAGUCUUCAGCUGUUAUACAGCUCUUUUUAAAGCAAAUUCAAGACGCCUAUAUUUCAACCGAAGCCAUUGUUAGAAAAGCCUGUCUUUCUGUAGUCAUCAAAGUUCAAAAUCAAGGCUUGGUAGCCCCGAUGGGACUCCUGCCGACUCUCAUCGCUGCCUCUGCCGACCCGAAAGUUUCUUCUUUACGAACCUCUGCUGAUCACGUUAUGCACGAGAUCAAUAAACGUCAAAACGUUAUUUACGUAGAGGCUCUUCGCGGCCUCAAAAAGGCCUUUAAAGUUGCGAGGGUUAUCUCGUUCGGGUCGCUGAUAUUCGACGACGAAGAGGAGACCCCAAUCUACGACGAUAAGAUCCCACGAGGUUACUUGAACCUCGAGUAUGGAAAAACAGCUUCCUGCUGUCACCUGUAUACUUUACUGAAAGAGAAAAAACAUAAACGGGCCUUCAUUACCCAACUUCUAUCCAUUUUCGAUGACCAUAAAUCACCAAUGGAUUUACUUCUGUAUAUUGCGGACAAUCUUGCGUACUUUCCGCAUACAGUGAUCGAAGAUGUGUUGUUUAUCAUUAAACACGCAGACACAAAAAUCAACGGCGCAGGAAACGAUCUUAUCCAUACUUUCGAAAAGCAACUGGAACCAGUUGAAUGUAUGGAAACCGACAAUCCGAACGCAAACGAUUCGGACUCAGACUGUGAUCCAGAAGACGAGGAGACGGUUGCCCGUGUGAAGAAUCGACUACCAGGAUCAGCUGAAGUUCUUCAUUUUCUGCGCAGGGCACUUUCAAUUUUUAUGCUGCUUUGGCUGAAGAUUUACUUUAAACAAGCGUUCUCGAUCUCAGAUAAGAAAAUUGACGCAUACUCAAAUGAUUCCGCUGCUGUUGAGUCCAAAUCAAAACCUGCCUCUCGAAAGUCUGGGCCUACUUUUGAGCCACGCGAGGUAAUAGAAUACCUUGCGGGUCAAUAUCGAAAUGGAGAAUCAGAAGAAACCCAACUCAUGGCUGUAAAGAUGUACUUCAAGCUCAAAAAGCUUAUGUAUGAUUUUGAUGAAAUUUGCGACUCAUCUGAUGAAGACUCAAAACCCAAAGCCAAAGCGUCGCUCACCUCUCAGUUGGAGAUGGAAGCAAAAAUGCAACAAAAGCCACUCCAAAAAGCCAAAAGACGACCUCGAUUCCGAUCGUGA